AGUCUAUGAAAAAAUGACGGAUCAGUUGGAUACGUAUCGGAGCAAUUUAUGAUAAUUACGAGAAAUAGUAAUAUCAGUACAAAUUUAAGAUAUUUAACUAGUUAAAACAGAACGUUAAUAGUUUAUGUAAAGUGAUUAUCAAAAACGUUAUAUUCGCUCAUGUAAUAAACCAGUUUUCGAACUGACGGCAACGUAGUAAUUCCACCAUGGAGGACGCUCACACGAAAUCCGUGGACGAAGUCUUAGGAUUUUUCGGCACAGACUCGGACAAAGGUCUUUCACCAGACCAAGUGAAAAGGAAUCAGGAUAAAUAUGGGCCAAAUGAGCUGCCGACAGAAGAAGGCAAAAGUAUAUGGCAGUUAGUUUUGGAACAAUUCGAUGAUUUGUUAGUCAAGAUUUUGCUGUUAGCUGCUAUUAUUUCUUUUGUAUUAGCUUUAUUUGAGGAACACGAGGAUGCCUUCUCAGCAUUCGUUGAACCAUUUGUUAUUUUACUAAUUCUUAUCGCUAACGCUGUAGUAGGAGUAUGGCAGGAAAGAAAUGCAGAAUCCGCCAUCGAAGCUUUAAAAGAAUACGAACCCGAAAUGGGUAAAGUAGUAAGAGGAGACAAAUCUGGCGUUCAAAAGAUUCGGGCGAAAGAAAUUGUACCUGGUGACGUCGUCGAGGUGUCCGUUGGUGACAAAAUUCCCGCCGAUAUCCGCCUUAUUAAGAUUUUUUCCACUACCAUCCGUAUCGAUCAGUCCAUCUUGACCGGUGAGUCCGUGUCUGUGAUCAAGCACACCGACGCCAUCCCCGACCCCCGUGCCGUGAACCAAGACAAAAAGAACAUUCUCUUCUCCGGUACCAAUGUUGCUGCCGGUAAAGCUCGCGGUGUCGUCAUCGGUACCGGUCUCAACACUGCCAUCGGUAAAAUCAGAACCGAAAUGUCUGAGACUGAAGAGAUCAAGACACCACUCCAGCAGAAAUUGGACGAGUUCGGUGAACAACUGUCUAAGGUUAUCUCCGUCAUCUGCGUCGCCGUAUGGGCUAUCAACAUCGGUCACUUCAACGACCCCGCCCACGGUGGUAGUUGGAUCAAAGGUGCCGUCUACUAUUUCAAGAUUGCUGUGGCUUUAGCCGUAGCUGCCAUUCCAGAAGGUUUACCCGCUGUCAUAACCACCUGUCUCGCUCUCGGAACGAGGAGGAUGGCUAAGAAGAACGCUAUUGUCAGGUCUCUGCCUUCCGUCGAAACCCUAGGUUGUACAUCUGUUAUUUGCUCAGACAAAACCGGUACUUUGACCACUAACCAAAUGUCAGUAUCCCGUAUGUUUGUCUUUGAAAAGAUCGAAGGUGGAGACAGCAGCUUCCUCGAAUUCGAAAUCACCGGAUCCACCUACGAACCCAUUGGUGACGUCUACCUGAAGGGACAGAAAGUGAAGGCCGCCGAGUUCGACACUCUUCACGAAUUGGGUACAAUUUGCGUAAUGUGCAAUGACUCCGCUAUCGAUUUCAACGAGUUCAAGCAGGCUUUCGAAAAGGUCGGUGAAGCCACCGAGACCGCUCUUAUUGUACUCGCCGAAAAGAUGAACCCCUUCAACGUACAAAAGACUGGCCUGGACCGCCGCUCAACCGCUAUCGUCGUGCGUCAAGAGAUUGAAACCAAAUGGAAGAAGGAGUUCACUCUCGAAUUCUCCCGUGACAGGAAAUCUAUGUCCAGCUACUGCACACCUCUCAAGCCCUCUCGUCUCGGAAACGGACCCAAACUGUUCGUCAAGGGUGCCCCCGAGGGAGUCCUGGAUCGUUGCUCCCACGCCCGUGUCGGAACCAGCAAAGUCGCUCUCAACUCUACCCUCAAGAGCCGCAUCUUGGAGCUUACCCGCCAAUACGGUACCGGGCGUGACACCCUCCGUUGCUUAGCUCUGGCCACCGCCGACAACCCAAUGAAACCUGAUGAAAUGGACCUCGGAGACUCAACCAAAUUCUACACAUAUGAAGUCAACCUUACCUUCGUCGGUGUCGUGGGCAUGUUGGACCCUCCCCGCAAGGAAGUAUUCGACUCGAUCGUCCGUUGCCGCGCUGCUGGUAUCCGUGUCAUUGUCAUCACCGGUGACAACAAAGCCACCGCCGAGGCUAUCUGCAGACGUAUCGGAGUAUUCACUGAAGACGAGGACACAACUGGAAAGUCCUACUCCGGUCGCGAAUUUGAUGACUUGCCUAUUCACGAACAGCGUGCCGCGUGCGCCAAGGCCCGUCUCUUCUCCCGUGUGGAGCCCGCGCACAAGUCCAAGAUUGUUGAAUACUUGCAGAGCAUGAACGAAAUCUCCGCUAUGACUGGUGAUGGUGUGAACGACGCCCCCGCUUUGAAGAAGGCUGAGAUCGGUAUUGCCAUGGGAUCGGGUACAGCUGUGGCCAAAUCUGCCGCUGAGAUGGUGCUCGCUGAUGAUAACUUCUCAUCCAUUGUAGCUGCUGUUGAGGAAGGACGAGCUAUCUACAACAACAUGAAGCAAUUCAUCCGCUACCUAAUCUCAUCCAACAUUGGUGAAGUUGUCUCCAUCUUCUUGACUGCCGCCCUUGGUCUUCCCGAAGCCCUGAUUCCAGUCCAACUGUUGUGGGUCAACCUCGUCACUGACGGUCUGCCUGCCACUGCCCUCGGUUUCAACCCACCUGAUUUGGACAUCAUGGACAAACCCCCCAGAAAGGCCGAUGAGGGUCUUAUCUCCGGAUGGCUGUUCUUCAGAUACAUGGCCAUCGGUGGUUACGUAGGUAUGGCGACUGUGGGAGCUGCCUCAUGGUGGUUCAUGUACUCCCCCUUCGGACCUCAGAUGACCUACUGGCAACUUACUCACCACCUGCAGUGCCUUGGUGGAGGAGAUGACUUCAAGGGUAUCGACUGCAAGAUCUUCACCGACCCCCACCCAAUGACCAUGGCUCUGUCCGUGCUGGUGACAAUCGAGAUGUUGAACGCCAUGAACAGUUUGUCCGAGAACCAGUCGCUGGUGUCCAUGCCCCCUUGGUCCAACAUGUGGUUGGUGGGCUCCAUGGCCCUUUCCUUCACUCUUCACUUUGUCAUCUUAUACGUUGAAGUUCUCUCGGCCGUGUUCCAAGUGACGCCUCUGUCCUUGGACGAGUGGAUGACGGUGAUGAAGUUCUCGGUGCCCGUGGUCCUCCUCGACGAGGUGCUGAAGUUCGUGGCCCGCAAGAUCUCCGACGGUAAAAGCUCCUGGCUCCAGGGCAUGCAGUGGAUUGUGCUCAUGUGGGCCGUCUUUUUUGGCCUCGUCCUUUACGGACCUCUAUAAACCACAAUACAAAUGCGACAGUCGCUCACUUUAAGCGCGCGUUGUAAUUAUAUUGCCCGUUGGCUAUAAAUAGUACCAGCUCUUGCAGUCGAAUGAAACGCGUAUGCGCUGCAUAUUUAAAUGGUUUUAACUAUCACAUACGAGGAAAUUUACUUUGUUUUUUUUUAAAUAUAAUAUUAGAAAUAUGGGCGUUCUGCCAUUUUGGAAAUAUUUGAGUUUGAAUUGAGCGGCCGUCAAAUGUAUUGUGCUAACCUCCCGCCAAAUUCCGCGCCAGCCACGUUUCUCUUGGCUGACGCAACGAAUUCCACUGUGGAAACCGAUGAACAUUGGGCUCUGCUCACCACAGUACAUUAACCGAAUGCUAAUCCACAAAGUGUGAAGUGAACCCUGUGCACGUGUGAACUGAGAAGUGACCAACUGACACGUUCAAUGGACUGCGGUGCUGUCCUUUCGAGACAAUAAUAGCUCACGGAGUUUUACGGGCUGUGAAGAUCAUUUCAGCAUUUCAUUUAACGAUUUUAUAUUAGGAAAUUGCUCCGAUAACUCGCACACGGCUCAGUCUGGACGGCAGACGUCCUAUUGCCUGUUAAAUAUAGCUCGAUUCCUGUCGCCUUCUAGGCCUGGUACAUCUGGAUCUUACUGAAAUUAUCCGGGAAUUAAGUUUUAUUUUAUUUUCAAUAGCGAAGUGCAUUGUUAGUCUAGAAUAAUUUAUUGUAAGAUAGGCUCGUUAUAUCCGAAAUUUUCGAUGUAUGAAGAAUCUUUAUUUGUCCUCUCACCUCUUGCUUGCUAACCUGCAUUUGUCCUUUGCAAUUGUCUGUACCGUCUCGGAAAUGAAUAAUUUCGUCCGCCAGUGCUUUUAAAAACUUAUCGGAGACCUACAGACAUUUGCAUGCAGUAUGUUGGCAUAAUGCAUUUGUAUGACUAACAAACUUCAUGUUAAAUUCCUUGAAAUUCUGUACUUUUUAUCUCAAAACAACACAAAAUUCAUUGUAAAAUUAAAAGUAGCCUACAAUUAUAUCGGUUUUGGUUUUUACAAUAAAUAUACAGUAAGUUUGAUCUUAUGAUAACUUUUAUAAAACAUAAUAUUUAUGUAUAAGGAUUUACGAAUGUGUUGAAUAGUUCAAUCAAUCUUAAAUGUUAGAAAAAUAGACCUAAGUGAUUUAAUAGUUUUUAAAUAAAUUUGCAUGACUGCAACGCAUGAUUUGUUUUUAAAAGUAUGAUUUCUGUGUGCCUUAAGCUUAUUAAUCAAUAACUAUCAAAUGUGAAAAUUAAACGUCAGCCAGUCACGAACUAUGUUACAUGACACUACACACGGCACAAACACUAGCAUGAUCAACUGAACAUUGUAAAUCCCUUGAAUACAUUUAUUGAUUUAAAUAACUUCAUUUUCAAAAUGUUUUACACUAAUAGUAUUUAUUAAAGGUAAGAAGUGUUCCCCUUACACCAGAUAAAACAAAGAUGUAUUAUUUAUCCACCUUUCCUCUGCACUUUCAAAAUUCACGCACACCCCUAAAGCCGCACUAACUGCGUGUUCGAUGUUACCUCCUAACAAAAAGUUUUGCAAGCUUCGAAAAUCCAAUUGCUAUUGGCUAUAUUUUUCGAAAUUCAAAAUUUACAAGAACAGCUACUUAGAAGUUGCAGUCUUGUCACAGUACACAGUAGCUCUAUAUUUGAAAGGUAAUACUUUUUGGUUCUUGAAAUCUAAAUGACCGUGUUUAUCAGAGCUACUGUUGCCAUGUACUGUGUUGCAAAACUUUGUCUGGCGCCGCCACAAAGACGCGUGCGCGGCGCCGUGUUCCCGCAU
This is a messenger RNA of Pieris brassicae (large cabbage white), 5076 nucleotides long. It is a transcript of the gene SERCA, whose product is annotated as calcium-transporting ATPase sarcoplasmic/endoplasmic reticulum type. The transcript has 12 exons. Gene Ontology annotation, biological process: intracellular calcium ion homeostasis; calcium ion transmembrane transport. Lineage: Eukaryota; Metazoa; Arthropoda; Insecta; Lepidoptera; Pieridae. Bases 207 to 3272 code for a protein of 1021 amino acids. Gene Ontology annotation, molecular function: ATP binding; ATP hydrolysis activity; P-type calcium transporter activity. The record is from RefSeq and is a predicted model, not a curated record. Gene Ontology annotation, cellular component: membrane.